AUGGCAGCAUCCACCUAUAGAUCAUUUAAUAUUUUCAGAAGCAGAUUGGGUACUAGAAAGUAUUGUACCAAUGUGCAUGACAAACCCUCUCCAUUUAUGGUACAGGAAGUGUUGGAACAACUCAACCUUCAGGAUGGUCAAACAGUUCUUGAUAUGACAUUUGGUGAUGGAUUGCACACUGAAGCCCUUUUAAAAAGCAAUGACAACGUGAAAGUCAUUGCCUUGGACAGAGAUCCAUAUGCCAUUGAAAAGGCAAAAGCUCUGACUUUGAAAUAUCCUGGUCGACUUCAACCAUUAUUAGGUCGUUUCAGUGAUCUUCCUGUCCUGCUCUCACCUAUAGGAAUCAAAAUAAAUACACUUGAUGCUUUAAUGUUUGAUCUGGGUUGUUCUUCAAUCCAACUAAAUGAUGCAAGCCGUGGUUUCUCCUCUGAAGUUGAUGGUCCAUUAGAUAUGAGAAUGGAUGGUCCUUCUGCCUUGAAUUCUAUCACUGCUUAUGACAUCCUUACCAGAGCAGAUGAGCAGGACUUAGGAAGAAUAUUUAAAACAUACGGUAGUGAGAAUCAAGCCAGAAAAAUAGCUCGGAGCAUUGUUACAUGCAGAUAUACAUUUCAAGGAUUGAAUUCCACAGGGGAACUGAAAGAGUUUCUGAAGAGUAUCCUUGAAGAAAAAAGUGGCCGUGUUGUGAAAAACGUGUUUUUUGCUCUGCGUUCUUUUGUUAACAAUGAAUUAAAUGAACUUAAUUUUGCAAUUCGCUUUGCUGAAGCAUAUUUAAAGAAAGGCGGUCGUAUGAUAUCUCUAACUUUCAAUCAGGUAGAAGACACAAUUGUCAAGCGACAUGUAUCUGGUAAUGUAUUGGAAACUAAUCCUAAUCCUAUGCCACUAAAAUAUUACGGUCAGGCAUUUAAUUUGAGUGUGGAAGAAAUGAAUGAAUUAAGGAAAUCAAUUUGGGCCCCCUUAUCUAAACAUGUCAUUACCCCUGAAAACCAUUUUAAAUCCAUGAAUCCACGAAUAAGAGAUGCAAAACUGCGAGGAGCUAUCAAGCUAUAGAUUUUUCUUGGAUUGAUUCGCAAUGUAAAUUUAAAGUGCCUUUGUAGAGUUUAUUAAUAAAGCAUUGAAAUAUGAA
Frankliniella occidentalis (western flower thrips) is the source of this 1123-nucleotide messenger RNA. RefSeq names its product probable methyltransferase-like protein 15 homolog. Gene Ontology annotation, biological process: rRNA base methylation. NCBI's taxonomy places the organism in Eukaryota, Metazoa, Arthropoda, Insecta, Thysanoptera, Thripidae. Gene Ontology annotation, molecular function: rRNA (cytosine-N4-)-methyltransferase activity. The record is from RefSeq and is a predicted model, not a curated record. The coding region runs from base 1 to 1047 and encodes 348 amino acids. The transcript has a single exon.